GUUUCAUACUCUGAAAUACCACCUGAAGUUCCUUUGGUAAUGGAUAAUAUACUUCCAAGAAUUUUUGAUCGGUCGACUUUAAACAAAUGCUUAAAUCACCAGAGCCCAUUAGUUAAAUAUAAGACGAUUAUAACAUUAUGUGUAAUGUUUCAAAAGCUGGACAAGGUUAAGCAGGCUUUUGAUGAAGCAGCUCGUUGCUUGAAUGUUUUAUCAAAUAAAUCGUCUAAUGAAAAAAAGUCAUCGGCUAAAUGGCUUCAAACAAUUGAAUCAAUAUUUGAGGAGAUAAAACGUAGAGUUCCUGACAUUCAGGUCCUUCUUAAAAUUUAUUAUCAAACUCUUACAUGUGAACAAAAGUUAUCGGCCGAGCUAAUGCCUGAUGAAGUAACUGAAGAAUAUACAAGAAAUAGCAUGAUACAUGAAAUGGUUCUAAGAUUGAUAAAAUAUUAUCAUCAAUUCUUACCCGAAGCA
Molecule: messenger RNA, 468 nt
Organism: Dentiscutata heterogama
Lineage: Eukaryota; Fungi; Glomeromycota; Glomeromycetes; Diversisporales; Gigasporaceae
Source: the annotation of a GenBank genome assembly